CGAACCGUCGAUCAGGUCGGUCACUGGAAGCGUUUCCUAUGACGGCGUUAGCGCUUUGCCAACGAUGACAAUGUCUGCUGAAACUGCGAAGCCGGAUGGCUCGGGCGAGCACAGCCAACCCGGAGCGCAGGAAGAUGGCGAUGCAGGCAGCAGUAAUGUAGCUGGUGCUAUGGCAACGGCCAGCGUACGGGCGGAACGAUGGUACGAGAAAAUUUCCGUCGAACCGUCGAUGUUCCUAUACAUGAUGGCGUUUAUGCUAACGUCGGUGGUGGAGCAGGCGUUCUUCCUGUACAAAGCGUGCACCGUCGAUCAUGGCUAUUCGCACGAGAUUUGCCUCAACAUCGAGCAGUACCAGGAUAUCAAAAAGCAGGUCCAGGUGACGACCUCAACUUUUCAUCAGUGGAACAACAUCGCCAUGUACGUGGUGCCGAUCGUGCUGGCCCUGUUUCUCGGCGCCUGGUCCGAUAGGCGUGGCCGCAAGCUGCCACUCAUCCUCGGACUGGUGGGCAAGUUUGUCUACUCGGUCAUGAUCGUGGUGAACACGCGCAUGCCCUCGUGGCCGGUCGAGUAUAUCAUCUACACGGCCACGAUCCCGAGCGUACUGACCGGGGCCGACAUUGCCAUCUUUGCCUCCUGCUUUGCGUACAUCUCCGACAUCACGACGGUGGAGGAGCGCACGCUGCGCAUUACGAUACUGGACGCCACCUACCUCAGCACCAUGCCGAUCGGUGUCGCGCUCGGCAAUGUGAUCUUCAACCAUACGGGCAAAUCGUACACGAUCAUGUUUAUCAUCAACGCGUCCCUGCUCGCCUGCUCGAUCGUGUACUCGAUGCUGCGGCUGAAAUCGCGCACCACCGAACGCCAGUGCUCGAUCCGCGAGCUGCCGUGGUACCGCAUGCCGCUGGACUUUUUCGACCGCCAGCACGUGGUGCGCUCGGUGCGCACGUUCGUACGCCGGCGGACGAUGCACCGGCGCACCUACAUGUACCUGCUGAUGGUGGCCAUGUCGUUCUACACGUUCCAGCGCGACGAGAAGCCCAAGAUGUACCUGUACACGCAGCUGCGCUUCAACUGGGACACGGAUCUGUACAGCUACUUCAAGACGUACCAGUCGGCGGCGUACGUGGUGAUGAUGUUUCUCGGCGUGCCGCUCUUCACGAAGGUGCUGGGGCUGAAGGACACGCUGAUCAUAAUGAUUGGCGCGCUGGCGCACGCCAGCGCCCGGUUCGUGUACAUCUUUGCCCAGGUCGGAUGGGUGCUGUACAUCGGGGCUACCAUCUCGAGCGUGGGCCCGGUGGUGGCGCCCGUACUCCGGUCCAUGAUUUCCAAAAUGGUGCCCACCAACGAGCGCGGCAUCAUCUUUUCGUUCCUUUCCGUGUUUGACAAUGCGGUGCCGCUGUUUAGCGGCGUACUGUACACGCAGGUGUACAACUCGUCGAUCAACACGUACCCGCAGGCCAUCUUUCUGCUUACCAUGGGCACGCAGAUGAUCGUGUUCUUCAUUGCACUCGCAAUACACAUUUCACUCCGAGGUCGAAGGAUGGAAGAAUGCACCCCGGCAGAAAAGCCACCGGGAAGCGGGCUGAUCGACGAAGCGAAGGGUCCAGCGAUCGAUGACGAUGCGCCGGCCGUUUCUCAAUCAUAGUGGGGCAGGCAACAGUGUACCGCCACCGCCACCUUCCGUUUAGUGCGAUCCGACUGAUAAUCCGCUCGCGAGACGAUCGCGAUGUGAGUGAUAAUGCAAGGCAGUUUGGUGGUCAAGUGCUUCAAGUGGUGUGUUAUUAGCAUUACUUUCUACCGAUUCGUUCGAAACCAUCCAUUAGUGUUAGAGUUUAAAAGAUUUGUUUCCUUUUUGCAAAUAGAUCCGUUUGGUAACA
Messenger RNA from Anopheles merus, 1877 nucleotides. Its product is annotated as proton-coupled folate transporter. Gene Ontology annotation, biological process: transmembrane transport. The record is from RefSeq and is a predicted model, not a curated record. Lineage: Eukaryota; Metazoa; Arthropoda; Insecta; Diptera; Culicidae. Gene Ontology annotation, molecular function: transmembrane transporter activity. Bases 65 to 1645 code for a protein of 526 amino acids. The transcript is spliced from 3 exons. Gene Ontology annotation, cellular component: membrane.